This is a messenger RNA of Amyelois transitella, 8630 nucleotides long. It is a transcript of the gene Ten-a, whose product is annotated as teneurin-a. The coding region runs from base 215 to 8275 and encodes 2686 amino acids. Gene Ontology annotation, biological process: motor neuron axon guidance. NCBI's taxonomy places the organism in Eukaryota, Metazoa, Arthropoda, Insecta, Lepidoptera, Pyralidae. The record is from RefSeq and is a predicted model, not a curated record. The transcript has 23 exons.
GCUGCAAUCCAACAAAUCGCGCUAACGAAUUCCUGUUUGCAGAUAAACAAAGUGAUCGUAAAAUGUUUGAAUCCAAGUGAAACUGAAAGUGGAUUUUAAUAAUGGUUACGAACAUUGCAACAGUGUUACUAACGAUGUAAGUGAUAAGCUGACGUUUUGAGAUGUUGGGUUCGGAGACCUAUUUGUGAAGUGGACUGUCUCACUGAAUGCCAGGAUGACGAUGAAAUCGCUGAAGUACAGCGAGCGGGAGAUGGAGGGUUUCAGCCCGGUGCCUCCUCCUCUGCCCCGCCGCCAACCACUCAGAAACAUAUACGCCGAGCCCUUCGUGGACCCUAGGUACACGUCACCGGGCGUGACUAACGAAUGGCUCGCCCUACAGACCCUAAAUUCUGAGUCAUUGGGCAGCGCGGCGAUGUCAAGCGGGAUGGGGGGAGGCACCCUGGGCAGCGGGCACUGCCAACUCGCCAACCAGCCUCUAGUCAUGCCAGUCGCCUUCCCCCUGCGGGCCAGCCAACCUAGUCCAGUCCCCGUGUACUCCCCCUCAAGGUUCCACAUAGACAAGCGGUGCCAACACCGCUGCACAUGGAAAUGCCUCGCCAUAGCUAUGAUUUGCCUCUGUGUGAUCCUAGCGGCGAUGCUAGCAUACUUUAUAGCAUUAUCGUCAAUUAAAAGUAAUAUAGACAAUUCAAAUUGCAUCUUAGUACAGGAUGUGAAAGCAGUUACACACGCACAAGGAAUAAGAGAUGCUUUAUCAACAACUUCGCCGUCAGAUGAAUCAAUAUCAACUUCUUCUCUUGGUGGGUGGUCAACGACAGUAGAAUCUGCUUUAGAAUCAGCUAUAAUACCUCAACAAGCACAACAGGCAGCACCACCACCUUGGUCUCCAGCGCUAGAAGUUAGAGAAUUCGACGAAUUACAUCACGCCACUAUACCAGCCUAUCAAUUCUGGAGUUCAGAAUUCCGGAAUAAACAGCCAGCCUACGUUAGCCUUAAUUUUACCGUGCCCUGGGGUGCCAAUUUUGCUGUUUAUGGUAGACGAAACGUGGCCCCUAGUGUUACACAAUAUGAUUUCGUAGAAUUUAUUCGAGGAGGCAGAGUAGAUCAUAGACUGCGAAGAAGACGGAGUCCACACAAACAUGAAAUUCAUCCACGUAGCCUUAAUGACUGGGAUGCAUUAUUGAGCACGAUUAGCCCGUUUCAAAGAUGGAACCACACGAUAAGCAGAAGAUCCACGGAUAUGCGGGUGAAUGUCACUAUAUUACAGUAUCUUGACACCGGUAGAUGGUUUAUUUCGAUAUACAAUGAUGAACUCCAACCGCAUAGCGUAGAAAUGAUCGUCUCUGAAGCCGAGGGUGUCACGAAUUCAUGCCCUGAUGAUUGUUCUGGUCACGGCUCAUGUUAUUUGGGGAAAUGCGAUUGUGUGGACGGUUACGAGGGCCACGAUUGUUCUAAGAGUGUUUGCCCUGUUCUUUGUUCUGGUCACGGCGCAUAUGCUGGAGGCAUUUGUCAUUGCUCUGAAGGUUGGAAAGGGGCCGAAUGUGAUGUCCCAGCUCAUGAUUGUGAACCAGCCGAUUGCUCUGGUCGAGGACAGUGUGUUGCUGGUCAUUGUCAUUGCAAAGCAGGAUGGAAAGGCCCUAAAUGCGACGAAGAGGAUUGCCUGGACCCAACAUGUGGGGGUCACGGGUCUUGCGUCCGUGGGCGGUGCGUGUGCCGCGCGGGGUGGCGUGGCGCGGCUUGCACGGAUCGUGACCCCAGGGUCCAGCGUUGUCUCCCGGCUUGCUCCCAGCGGGGUAUUUACGACCUCGACGCGGGUAGAUGUGUCUGUGACCCACUUUAUACAGGCGAUGAUUGUUCUCAAGUGGUCUGCUCGCUGGACUGUGGCCCUCACGGAGUAUGUGCGGAAGGCGUUUGUCGAUGUGAUGAAGGAUGGACGGGCUCGAUGUGCGACCAACGGCCUUGCGAGCCUCGCUGCCAUGAACACGGCCAAUGCAAAAACGGCACCUGCGUUUGCGCACAAGGAUGGAACGGCCGACAUUGCACACUUCCUGGUUGCCCCAACGGUUGCUCCCGUCAUGGACAAUGCCUUCUGGAAGAUGGUGUCUAUCGAUGUUCCUGCGCUGAUGGCUGGGCGGGCACUGACUGCUCUAUUGCCCUCGAAUUAUCUUGCAGCGAUAAUGAAGAUAAUGAUGACGAUGGCAUGACGGACUGCUCGGACUCGGAAUGCUGCACGCGGCCCGAGUGCGCUGAACACAUCAUGUGCCUCUCCUCCAACGAUCCCGUCGAAGUUCUCCUCCGCAAACAACCGCCUUCGGUCACCGCCUCCUUCUAUCAAAGAGUUAAAUUCCUGAUAGAGGAAAACUCUGUACAAAGCUACGCGCACAUGGAUGAAUAUUCAGAAAGCCGUGUGUCCGUGAUGCGGGGUCAAGUGGUCUCGCCUCAGGGGCUGGGGAUCAUCGGCAUCAGAGUGUCGGUGGACCGCGAGGCCAGAUUCGGCUUCACCCUCACGAGGCAAGGCGGAUGGUUCGACGUCCUGGUGAACGGUGGUGGAGCGGUGACCCUGCAGUUCCAGCGGUCUCCGUUCAAGCCCCUGAGGAAGACUGUCUUCGUGCCCUGGAACCAGAUUGUCGUGCUGCCACCAGUGGAGAUGGAACUCAGCGAUGAUAGCAUCAAAGUGCCAACACCAAGAGUGCCACCCCGGCUGGACUGGGCGUCAACCCCUCAAUGGUGGGAGUCAGCUGUUCCACCGUGCCCAGCUCACGACCACGAGCGACUUCGCCCUGAAGUGGUCGCUGUGCCGCCCCUCGCCGCGCCUGCAGCAUCCUCGCAUACCACUUCUACUGUCAUCUACCCUGAGGCUCAGAUCGUGAGCGAAUCCAUUGGUAUCCCCGGUUCUUCAGUGAAGCUGACGUACAGGUCCUCCCAGUCAGCGGGCUACCUGUCUUGCGUGCAUGUGCAGCUAACGCGGCGCGUCGUGCCCGCGUCUCUAACGCGCGUCCACGUGCGCGUCGAAAUAGAAGGCUCACUGCACACACACACUUACGAAGCCGAUCCUGAUUUGACUCAUGUGUUUGCUUGGAACAAACGAAACGUUUACAAACAAAAGGUCUACGGCCAAGCUCAAGCCAAAAUUUCAAUCGGUUAUGAAUACUCCUCCUGUGCGUCAAUCGUCUGGGAGACGCAAACCGCGACCCUGGCCGGCUUCGAUGUAGAUAUAUCAGACAUCGGCGGCUGGGGGCUUGACAUCCACCAUCAUUACAAUUUCCAUGAGGGUAUUCUUCAGAAGGGGGAUGGAGCCCUGCUUCAUUUGAAGCAGUAUCCAAGGACCGUACAGGUGGUAAUGGGUACUGGUCUCCGUCGCUCCCUGGACUGCCCCGACCAUUGCAACGGGAAGGCGGCGGACUCCCGACUCCUCACACCCACUGCGCUGACUUCUGGACCUGAUGGAUCUCUAUACGUGGGCGACUUCAAUUUCGUCCGCAGAAUCACUCCUGAGGGCGUUGUCACCACGGUUCUACAAUUAGAAACUACACAAGUCGCGUAUCAGUACUAUAUCUGCAUAUCACCAGCCGAUGGAAACUUGUACAUAUCAGAUUCAGAGAGACACCAAGUGCGCAAAGUGUUACUAUUGGAGAAAGUUCGCGACCCAGCAACAAACUCUGAACCAGUGGUUGGUAACGGUGACCGAUGCGUACCUGGCGACGAUUCUAAUUGCGGCGAUGAAGGACCUGCUAUCAAAGCCAAGCUGGCUCAUCCCAAAGGUCUUGCUAUUGCAGCAGAUAGAACUAUGUAUAUUGCCGACGGAACAAACAUUAGAGCAGUCGAUCCAAAUGGAAUCAUCCAUACACUCGUUGGUCAUCAUGGUCACCACAAUCACUGGUCGCCUGUUCCGUGCCGUGGUGCAAUACCUCCAUAUGAAGCACAAUUACAGUGGCCUACCGGAGUAGCAUUAUCACCACUGGAUGGAUCGCUUUACUUCAUUGAUGAUAGAAUAAUUCUUAAACUAACAGUUGAUAUGAAAAUAAAAGUAGUCGCUGGACAACCUUCUCACUGUCGGCUAGGAAGCGAUGGUAAACCGAUCAGCAAGACCACUAACAAAACAAACACAGAGUUCAGAGAAGAUUCAAGUCUGGGCACGAUAUUAGCUAUAGCUUUUGCACCGACUGGAAUUUUAUAUGUGGCCGAAUCUGAUGCUAAGAAAUCAAAUACGAUCAAAACUAUCGAUCCAUCUGGGAAGAUCAUGCAUUUCGCUGGAAAAGUACAAGAGAACUUGAAAGAAUUGAGUUGUGAAUGCAACUCGUCAAUGUCAGCAACAGUUCUACCUACAAACUCCAGGGAUGAAGGUGCAGGUUGUCCGUGUAAACUUAGUGUUGUGGCUGGGGAUGAACCGCCUACAAGUACAGAAACAUUGUUAUCAUCCAAUGCAAAGUUCCAAACAAUAUCUGCUUUAGCUGUUACACCUGAUGGUGUCCUAAAUGUCGUUGAUCAAGGAUCUCUACACAUCUUGGCUCUAAAACACUAUCUGCCAUCCCAUGACGAAAAUGGAGAAUUCAGAAUACCAUAUCCGCCUACUUCAGAAAUCUAUGUGUUCAACCGCUAUGGACAACAUAUCACCACAAAAGACUUGACUUCUGGCAAGACUAGAUAUUCAUUCCUUUAUUCUAAAAAUACAAGCUUUGGUAAACUAUCUACUGUAACUGAUGCUUCAGGAAAUAAAAUACAACUCUUAAGGGACUAUAGCAAUGUUGUCAGCUCGAUCGAAAAUACGCAAGACCAUAAAUUAGAACUAAAAGUAUCUGGUAUUGGGUACCUGACACGGAUAACAGAAAAGGGUACUACAGAAAUAGAAAUGGAUUAUGAUGCUAAUACAGGAUUACUCAACAGCCGAUCAGGGGCUGGUGAUACUGUCAUUUAUAAUUACGACGAGUUGGGACGCGUCACAAAAAUAAUUAUGCCUUCAGGAGAGCAAGUCCAAAUAUCAUCUGGCUUAGCUAAAAAUUACGGGCUUGCCGUUACAGUUUCUAAUCCAUCAAGCACUAUUCCCGUUGGUGUUGCCAAGAAAUGUGAAUAUGUGUUACACGGUCAAUCAUUCAAACAGAUCACAAUAAAUAACGGAAAGCAAGUUACCGAAGGCAGAAUUUAUACCAACAAUACAUUAGUCCUAGAUACACCAUGGGGAGGAAAGUUUGAAAGUAUUGCAGCCGCUAAACAUCCUCUAUUAGAAGCCGCUCUACCUAUUGAAGCUGAGAUGCUCCAUAUGUGGUCACAUCAAACAACUACAUUUGGCGAUGGGCUCAUUAACAACAUGUAUUCCCUUUACACUCUUGUGGGAGAUGUAAGAAAUCCUCAACAAACUCUGAACCGCGAGAUUUGGGUUAACGAUUCUCGAGUUCUAAUUAUAGAGUUUGAUCAAUUCAAGAGUCGUGAAACUUUCUUCAAUGCUGACAGAAAUCCAUUAUUUACUAUAGCGUAUGACGUAGCCGGAUUACCUCUUUCAUUUACCCCUCAUGGCGCUGGCGUUCCUCUUAAUAUUUCAUAUGAUCGAUUCUACAGGGUAAAUGGUUGGAAAUGGGGCGAGACAGAAGAAACAUUUAGUUACAAUUCUCAUGGGAUGUUAGCGGAAAUAACAAGUCCUCAAGAUGGAACGAAAUUUAUUUAUUAUAAUGACGGAAAUCUAGUUUCCAAGAUUUCUUUAGCCAGUCAAAGAAGUUUCAAAUACGUUUACGACGAUGAUGGAGGUUUAACACAUGUAAUUUUACCGUCUGGAAGUAACCACUCCUUCAGCGUACAACCAUCUAUUGGGUUCUUGAGAGUGACAUACACGCCACCAGGGUCAUCUAGGAAAUAUUUGCAGCACUACUCCCAUACUGGCGAACUCUUACAAACAGUAUUUCCUGGCGAUGGAGCAAGAGUAGUGUACCGUUAUUUUACGACGAACAAAGUUUCGGAAGUAGUCCAUGGCGAUGGACAGACCCAAAUACACUAUGCAGAAAACAGUGGACUGCCAUCGGAAAUACUGCACGUAGAUCGCGAUGUAGACUAUCGAUGGGAAUCUACUUAUGCAGGUGGUCUUCUCAUGGAAGAGAGACUUGAUUAUGGAGCUAAAACUGGUCUAAGUAAUGCUAAAAUAAUUUAUGAAUACGACAACAAUUACCGAGUGACGUCGGUUCAAGGCCGUAUUGGUGGUCAGACUUUAAUACCUCAUCACAUCGUCUAUAACUCAAAGACAGGAGAACCUGAGAUUCUUGGGCAGUUUACUGUGUCAAAACAGAAAUGGAAUGAGACAUCAGUUUUCGACGGUAUCGCAAUGUUUUCUCGGGCACUCGAUGAGCAAUUCCUAGAAAAGGAAGUUACUGUAAAUAUUCACAGAAUGGAAGUAUUCCGAAUGGAAUUUUCAUACGACAAACAUGGUAGAAUUUCUCAAACAAGAACACACACAAGGAAUGUCGGAGUAAAUACAUACACGAAUGUUAAAAAUUAUACAUGGGAUUGUGAUGGUCAACUCACUGGUGUUGAAGCACAGGAACCUUGGGGCUUUAGAUAUGAUGACAAUGGAAAUAUGCUAUCAUUGACUUAUAGGGGAAAUACUAUCCCAAUGGAAUAUAAUGACAUGGACCGCAUCAUAAAAUUCGGCGAAGGGCAAUAUCGAUAUGACAGCCGUGGAUUGGUUUCCCAAAAUGCUAGAGAAGAAAGGUUCCAGUAUAAUUCGAAAGGCCUUUUGAUUAGGGCCAGCAAACGCGGAAGGUUCGAUGUUCGCUACUACUAUGAUCAUUUAGACAGGCUGUCAACUAGAAAAGAUAACUUUGGAAACGUGACGCAAUUCUUCUACACAAACAAAGAGAAACCACAUGAAGUCAGCCAUAUUUAUUCUCCACGAGAAAAUAGAUUUAUGACUUUGGUUUACGAUGACAGAGGACAUCUCAUCUAUACUCAGGUUGCCCGUCAUAAAUACUACAUCGCUACUGAUCAAUGCGGAACGCCUGUGAUGGUCUUUAAUCAAUAUGGAGAAGGCAUUCGAGAAAUCAUGAGAUCCCCAUAUGGUCACAUCGUUUAUGACUCGAAUCCCUACCUGUACCUCCCAGUAGAUUUCUGUGGUGGUCUCUUGGACCAAGUGACGUCGUUGGUACACAUGGCCAAUGGAAAGGUCUACGAUCCUCUAAUAGGACAGUGGAUGUCACCGCUUUGGGAAAAUUUGAUAGAGAGAAUCCAUAAUCCGACUCAAUUGCACCUAUACAGAUUCAACGGCAACGAUCCUAUCAACGUGAGACCACAGAACAAGAAACCUACAGAUCAUUUAUCAUGGUUGAAACUGCUAGGCUACGACACCAAGAGCCUUGCUCCUCAACUAUAUCCAGACGAAUUACCUGGUGGCUCUGUGCUACCCAGCAUACCUCGAGGACGCCCAGUGUGGGGUGUCGCCCCUACAGACUCCAGCCCCGGUCUGCCGUCCGCCAUGUCGCUACUGCCAACCGUCACCAUAGAAUCUGGAUUCCUGUCUCACAUGUCUAACAAACGGAUAGCAGACUUCAGAAGCCUUUCUAUACCAGCAAUGUCUGCUCUCAAAACGGAUGCUUUGAACUUAGCUCCCAAACGCAUCGGCUCAGAUUCUGAACCUCCAUUUGGAAGAGGGAUUCUCGUAUCACGAAACUCACGUGGACGAGCGGUCGUAACCGCUGUACCCUCUGCCAACGCCAUAUACAAAGAUGUAUACACGUCAGUCUUCAACCGCUCUCAUUUACUGCCUUUCUCUUUUAUCGUGCACGGAGACCAGCAAGAUGUAUUCUAUUUCGUAAAAGAAGAGACAUGGCGCGCCGCUGACGAUAAACAGCAACUUAAACGAAUGCAGGGUAAAUUAAACGUUACCUUCCACGAGGUAGCGGAAGGCGGAAGGUCGUAUGCUGACGUGAAAAUUCAUGGAAAGACGAGUAUAGUGAAUCUGCGGUAUGGCACGAGUGCCGAAAGAGAAAGACAACGAUUGUUGCAUCACGCUAAAGCCGCAGCGGUGCGCAAAGCGUGGCACAGAGAGCGCGAGACGCUGCGCAGCGGGCUCGGCGGUUCGUUGGAGUGGUCGGCGGCCGAGCUAGACGAGAUACAGAAGGCUGGUUCCGCAGUCGGCUACGAGGGCGAGUACGUCCACGACGUGGCGCGCUAUCCGGAGCUAGCAGAGGACCCCUACAACAUCCGCUUCGUGAAGAAGCGCGCGGACCGCGCCGAGCGGCGGCGGCGGAAGCGCGAAGAUUGCAGCGCGCCCUGGUGGCUCGCAUGGAACGAUUGCUAGUGACGUGCCGCCAUCCAUAUGCCAAAUCGAGUGAAUGAAAUCGACGCGUGAGUGAACGGUGACGUAUGAACCUGUGAGUGUCUGUGAAUAUAUUUUGUAAAUAGUCUCUAUUAAUUGUUAAUUGUUGAUGUAUGUAUGUACGGUAGACGCGAAUCCCUAUCGCUAUGUAAAUAAUAAAAUUUAAUUUGCAGGGAGAGAAUGGACCUUUUGAGAGGACUGAUAUUAAAUAAAUGUAAUGUAUGUAUAAAUAAGACAAUUUAUGUGAAUAUGAAAUUAUUUAUACUUAUUUAUCGGUAAAAAAGCUUCGAUUGUGUCCAAUGUUCUUAUAAAAUUUAGAUGAAGACUAUUUGAAAGA